UCGUUUUCUGAGAAGAGACCAUAUUUGUUCGCAGGGGAAGCCGUUGCUUUCUGGGAUCUGGUUACAGCAGAAAAGACGUGUGCUCCAACAAGGGGGUUCCAGAAGGUAACUGGGAGUUGGAAGAGUCAAGGACACCUCCACACUGUGGAUUUGGAGUUCUCUGUCCAUGGGUGCAGCACCCAUGCUCCGCUUGUGAGUUCUGUCCCGGGAGAGCAGCCAUGGCAUUGAAGAACGUGCCCUUUCGCUCAGAUGUCCUGGCCUGGGACCCCGACAGCCUUGCAGACUAUUUCAGGAAGCUGAAUUACAGGGACUGUGAGAAGGCAGUGAAAAAGCAUCACAUCGAUGGGCAGCGGUUUUUGAACCUGACAGAAAAUGACAUCCAGAAGUUCCCUAAGCUCCGGGUGCCGAUUCUCAGUAAGUUAAGUCAAGAAAUCAACAAGAAUGAAGAGAGAAGGAGCAUCUUCACACGCAAACCCCAAGUCCAGCGGUUUCCUGAAGAGACAGAAAGCCAUGAAGAGGACAAUGGGGGCUGGUCAUCGUUUGAUGAAGAUGACUAUGAGAGCCCUACCGACGAUCAGAAUGAGGAUGACAAUGACGACUAUGAGUCCCCCAACGAGGAGGAAGAGGCGCCCGUGGAAGAUGAUGCGGAUUAUGAGCCGCCACCCUCCAAUGAUGAGGAGGCCCUGCAGAACUCUAUCCUGCCUGCCAAGCCUUUCCUCAACUCCAACUCCAUGUACAUAGACCGGCCCCCCUCCAGCAAAGUCCCGCAGCAGCCGCCCGUGCCCCCCCAGAGACCGACAGCUGGGUUUCCUCCGCCGCCGGCAGGCCGGAGUCACGCGCCACUCCUCCCACCCCAACCAAACCAUGAAGAGCCUAGCAGAAGUAGAAACCAUAAAACAGCAAAGCUCCCUGCUCCUUCCAUAGACAGAAGCACAAAACCUCCCCUCGAUCGUUCAUUAGCACCAUUCGACAGAGAGCCCUUCACACUAGGAAAGAAGCCCCCAUUUCCUGACAAGCCCUCGGCCCCCGCGGGAAGGCCUCUCGGGGAGCAUUUACCCAAGAUGCAAAAGCCUCCUUUACCGCCAGCCACUGAAAGGCAUGACAGGGGUAGCCCCCUGCCAGGGAAGAAGCCACCUGUGCCCAGGCACGGUUGGGGACCGGACAGAAGAGAGAAUGAUGAAGAUGAUGUGCAUCAAAGACCUUUGCCUCAACCCACAAUGCCCUCCAUGAGCUCCAAUACUUUCCCUUCCAGAUCCACCAAGCCAUUGCCCAAGCACACCCUCCCGUCACCUCACGUGCUUGGAGCAUUCUCUGAAAGUAACAGUGGUUUCCCACAGAGUGCCUCCCUGCCGCCAUACUUCUCUCAAGGCCUUAGCAACAGACCACCUCCCAGAGCUGAAGGAAGAAACUUCUCCUUGCCAGUUCCAAACAAACCUCGAUCACUGUCUCCUGGGGAAGAAGAGAAUUCAUUAAAUGAAGAAUGGUAUGUUUCUUACAUUACCCGACCAGAGGCAGAAGCUGCUCUUAGGAAGAUAAACCAGGAUGGCACUUUCCUGGUUAGAGACAGCUCUAAAAAAACAAUAGCAAAUCCAUAUGUCCUCAUGGUGUUGUACAAAGAUAAAGUUUACAACAUCCAGAUCCGUUAUCAAGAGGAAAGCCAAGUUUACUUGUUGGGAACUGGACUCCGAGGGAAAGAGGACUUCCUGUCUGUGUCAGAUAUUAUUGACUACUUCAGGAAAAUGCCACUUCUGCUCAUUGAUGGGAAAAACCGAGGCUCCAGAUACCAGUGCACAUUAACGCAUUCUGCAGGUUAUCCCUAGCAAGUUAGCCAAAUAAAUGAACCUUCCUCCUGCCUCUGCUGCCAGCAUGGGAAGAUCAGUCAACCGUGGUGAAUGGACAAACACUUAGAACUGAAUCAAACCCCUCAACAUGAGCACAAGGUUUUGACUUUCACAUAAAAAACUGUUUGAAAUGAAGACUGUCAAAUAGCUCAUAAUUUAUUUAUUCUUCUUCAAUGUUUGUAAAGUGCAUGAGUUAAUACUGUUCACACUUGAAGUCUAGUAGUGCACUGUAAUAAUUCAUUUAAAAAGUGUAUUUUGGAAUACCCAUUUCAAAGUACAGUAGUUUAUAUAGUUACAGAAAUAAUUUGAGGCAAGUUUAAAAACACUGAAACAGUAAUAGUUUUUGAUAUCACAUAAAACUGAUUUUUUUGAUAGCCAAACCUUUGUUAGUCAGAGGUAGUCCUCAGUUUUAUACAUAUAAUUUAAAAAUUCCUAAAAUUCAUUUUCUCAGCAGCAAUCAUUUAAGAGGCUUCAAACUAUUUCAUCCUUUCUUAUUUGGUGUUUUUUUGCUGGGGGGAUUUUUGUGUACUUUUUUAUGAAAAGAUAAAUGCAUGAUGGGAUAACUUCCUAGGAUUAAAAUUAAUUUUCCUUUUGCUUUACUUUUGUGUUCCUAAAACUAUUGACUUUGUUUAGUCCAUACUAUUAUACUUUUGUUUUAAAGCAAAUUUAACUACAAAUACUGAAAGUAAUCAUUUUAAAUUUAGAGAUGAGGCUUUGGUAUCAAAUACAUCUGGAUAUAAGUGCAUCAUAUCCCAACACCCACAUCCCACCUCCUCUAGAAUUCCCACAACUCCAAAAGCAUUUUCAAGUCAUGUGGAUUUUACCAAAGUCUUCCAGCAAAGAUGAAAGAGCAAUGCAUAUCCACAGAAAAAUGUGAUCAGACUUGCCUAUUAGAUGCCUUCCUUUGGAUCUCUUUUAUCCCCUGACAACUCCACCAUAAAGCCCUUCUCAUCUUCAUUCCUAAAGAGCCUUUAUAGAUCCUUUGAAGCAACACAGCUCUUUCCUUCAGCUUACUUAUCUCACUUAACAGACAGUAGUAGGUGUUCAGCACAACAAAAACCAGGCAUUUGGUUGUUCUUCAAGUUUUCCCCUUGAGGGCCUUGGUUAUUAUCCACCACUUUUAUUAACGACAAAAAUUUUCGGCUUCUCUAUUUAAUCUGCAAGUUUUCUGAGGGGCAAAGAAAAAUAUCUUGCCUCUUCAUUUUCGUAAGUUAAUUAACAGAACAUCAGAAGGGAGCUUAGACGUUACCUGGUUAAAACUGAUAAUAAUUUGCUAAGAUAACAGGUACGUGGAGACUUUUAACCAAUUAUGAUGAUAAUGUUUCAAGCUUCAUCCUUAUAAACUGGGAGUUCUCAAUUUAGGGUCCAGAGCUAGGGAGUUCUAAAGCUGAAAAAUCUUCAUUCAUUUACAUGUUUAUUCAAUGGAAUUUCAACAAGCAUUUAAUUAGUGCCUAUUCUGUGUUAAAUACUGAGUUGGAUGGUGAGGAUAGCAGACACCAUGAGUUGAUCUUGUGUCCUGCUUUAGGGCACACUACCCUUUAUGUUUGAAAAUCUCUAAAAUGAAGGAGGUCAUAGAUUUCAAAGCAGCUAUUUGGUAGUGAAUCAUGUCAGCUGCCAUAUCUCUACCCUCUUGUACCUGCCAUAUGUAGGAAACCAGUCUAACAGAAGAGGAUAAAGUCAAUGCACAGAAAUAGAACCAGGUUAGAAACAGAUGAUAAAUUAGUAGAGUCCCUGACAUCUAUUUCAACCACUUCCAAGUCACAUGACCCAAUAAAUGCUUCAGCUAACUUGAGUUGUUUUUGGCACUUGUUACCAGGAGAGAUCUGAUUAAUACAAAUUCAUACCAUCCACUUCUAAUUUGGUUAACUCUCUUUCAAUCUGAGCCAAAUUCAAGCAUAAAGUAAAGGAUAAGCAAUGCCCCAUGGCCAAUUUCCUAUAUCAUAUUCUUGCCACUAGUGAAAUGAAUUAGCCAUUCUUUGAAACAUUAAAACAAUAAAACAGCCUUCAAGAAUAUUAAA
Molecule: messenger RNA, 3859 nt
Organism: Callorhinus ursinus (northern fur seal)
Lineage: Eukaryota; Metazoa; Chordata; Mammalia; Carnivora; Otariidae
Gene: LCP2
Product: lymphocyte cytosolic protein 2
Biological process (GO): cell surface receptor protein tyrosine kinase signaling pathway; intracellular signal transduction
Molecular function (GO): protein binding
Source: RefSeq, a predicted model, not a curated record